Molecule: messenger RNA, 960 nt
Organism: Saxophila tyrrhenica
Lineage: Eukaryota; Fungi; Ascomycota; Dothideomycetes; Mycosphaerellales; Extremaceae
Exons: 1
Coding region: 1-960 (319 amino acids)
Molecular function (GO): oxidoreductase activity
Source: RefSeq, a predicted model, not a curated record
AUGGCUGCUACAACUCAGAACAUACUCCUCUUCGGCGCUACCGGACUCAUUGGCCAACACAUCACAAGAGCAAUCCUCGACAAUGCCUCUAGCUUUGGAACAAUCGGCAUAUUCACUUCUCCAGACACUGCAUCAGCAAAAGCAGACAAGAUCAAAGCACUAAAGUCCCAGGGAGCAGAGAUCAUCAUCGGCGACAUCACUUCUAAGGACGAUAUCAAUGCAGCCUACGACAAGUACGACACCGUCGUGUCUUGUCUCGGCCGCCCAGUGAUACAGAACCAACUGUUGCUCGUCGAACUCGCCGACAAGCAUCCCAACAUCAAACGUUUCUUCCCAUCCGAGUACGGAACAGACAUCGAGUAUGGACCGCAGUCAGCGAGCGAACCGCCUCAUCAACAGAAGCUAAAGGUCCGAGCGGCGAUGAAGCAGGUCAUUGAUCUGGAGUAUACUUAUGUCGUGACUGGGCCGUAUGGCGAUGCCGACGCGGGACUGUUCUUGAGUGCCUCCCCCGUUGAGAAUGAAGCCAGAGGCACGUUUGACGUGAAGCGGAAGCGAGCGGUUCUGCUUGGAAAUGGCGAGGGCCCAAUUAGCUUGACGACCAUGAAAGAUGUCGGCCGGCUCGUGGUCGCUGCUCUGAAGCAUCCUGAAGCGGCGAAGAAUCGGGCUCUGAAAGUGAAUUCAUUCACGACCACGCCGAAGCAGAUUGUGGCGGAGUUUGAGAAGCAGACGGGAGGGUCCUGGGACGUGUCGUACACGAGUCUCGAGAAGCUGAAGGAGAUGGAGAAGCAGGCGUAUGUGGCUGGGGAUCCCAAGGCCGGGCCGUUGACGCUGAGAAGGAUUUGGACGGAGGGCGGAACCUUGUAUCAGAGUCGUGAUGAUGGUGUUAUCGGGAUGGAGGAUAAAAUGGAUUCAUUGCAGGAUGCUGUGGGCCGAGCGAUCCAGGUCCAGACCAGCAGCUAG